CUUUUCAAAGUGUUUCGUUCAGCUUACCCAAACACUUCGUAAUGAUUCAACUCACGAAAAAGGAGAUUCUUAUCCGUGAUAUUGAGCCGAAUGAGACUGACAUUGCCGUCAAAAUAUUCAAGAAAGAAUCGUUCGAACUUGUGGACUUGUUUUGGAAUAGCAACGUAUCACUCACUUUCAUCUCCCAUUUUGAGUGGAUUUGUACCAGUAUAGUCUGCUGUUUAAUAGGUUAUUUCACAGAAUCGAUAACAUACAUUAUGUUUACUGUAAUAUCAUGUUACAUCAUUCGUUAUUUUCAAAUACUACGUUGUUACAUGACAUAUUGUAGUGACACUGUAAAAACUGAAAUGACUGAUAUAAUAAACUCAUUUGUAAACGAAGAUGGAUGUUGCUUCAAAGUUGCUGUUUUUGAUGGCGAGGUAAUUGGGACGGUUGCAGUAAGAAAAUACGCGUCUAAUCCCAAAGGAAGAACCGCAGAGCUUUUGCGUAUGUACGUCACAAAGAAGUACCAAAGACGUGGUGUGGGGAGUCGUUUAUUAGACGUUGCACGAGAUUAUUGCGUCACUUAUGGUUACGAAAACCUGGUUCUCAAGACAACUGUCGGCAAUGUGAAAUCGACGAAUUUCUACGUUAGGUAUGGUUUCAAUGAAUUGCAGAAAAUAAUGGAAUCAGGUGUCGUCACAGCCAUCUAUUGGAUGUCCCUGAAAAAGGAAGAUAAACAAAAUAUUUAAUUGAAGAAUGUACUAGAGUAUUCAACGCUAUAUGGUACAGUGAGUUUUGAAAUCACACUACCGUUUCAUGUAGACCUAGGCCUAAGCCUUUAAUUUUAUUCCCUUCACAUUCAACAGCAAGUACACUCACCACUUACAUGAUGGAACGAUGCUUUGUAAACCAAGGCUCUUAUUGAGGCUUAGGAAGUGGGGUUGUUUUUAGUCGUGAGAAAAUACCCUGCUGUGAGAGGGAUUGAACCCAGGACCCUGAGAUUAGAAGGCAAGAAUAUAACCAGUAAGAUAUUCAACUGCACUAAUCGGCAUCAUAAUUCAAUCAUUAUAAUAAAUUCGAAAAGAAUUUGUCAUCUUUAGUCAAAACAAAGUUUAGAAAGCUAUGUAUUUAUGCUCACGGCCGUCCGUCUCUUCAACAGAUAAUAUACUGUACCUUAAUAAUCAAAUGUCUCUUAUCACACUGUUUUAGCUGUUAAAACUGUAUGCUUAUGUCUAUUUUACUUAUAAUAUGUAUGAAUGGAAGAAUUUGAAUCUGAUUCUUAAUGUAAACCAGGGAAUGACACAAUGAUGUUUAGACGUACAGCAAGCA
Molecule: messenger RNA, 1311 nt
Organism: Anneissia japonica
Lineage: Eukaryota; Metazoa; Echinodermata; Crinoidea; Comatulida; Comatulidae
Product: N-acetylaspartate synthetase-like
Exons: 1
Coding region: 42-731 (229 amino acids)
Molecular function (GO): N-acetyltransferase activity
Source: RefSeq, a predicted model, not a curated record